Messenger RNA from Oryza sativa Japonica Group (Japanese rice), 1333 nucleotides. RefSeq lists its product as uncharacterized. Lineage: Eukaryota; Viridiplantae; Streptophyta; Magnoliopsida; Poales; Poaceae. The record is from RefSeq and is a predicted model, not a curated record.
ACUUCCUCCUCCCCCUUCUUCUUCCCCACCAUCACCACCACCGCCGCUUCCUCCUCCGCCUCCGCCUCCACUCCACAACUCCGCCGCCGCCGCAAUGCUGGAGGCCGUGAUCCCGGCGGUGUGGAGCGCCGUCCACGGGUGGUUCACCCCCGCGGUGCUCUUCCUCGUCCUCAACAUCGUCAUCGGCACCAUCGCGGUUACUUCCAAGGUCACCGCCUCCUCCUCGACGGCGGGCGGCGGCGGCGAGGGGGUUGGGUAUGGAGCGUGGGCGGGUGGUGGUGGUGGUGGUGGAGGGGAGCAGAGGAGGUUCUCCCGCGUGCCGUCCAUGGCGCUCGACCGGCUCCGGUCGUUUAAUCUCUCCGGCCGGUUCUCCGCAGCCGCCUCUGCCCCUGCUGCUCCCGAGGCGGCCGCGGUGGUGGGCGGGGUGCUGGAUCUGGGCGCCCGCGAUGAGGCGACGACGGCGGCGGUGGUGAAGGAUGUGGGGGGCGGGAGAGAGCGCGAGGAGGAGGUGGAGGAUGAGCAGGAGCGCGCGCAGGCGGCGCAUGUGGUGGAGAGGAGCAAGUCGGAGGCGACGGCGGCGGCGGCGGACCUCCCGCGGCUGCCGGCGCGGCUGCGCAAGUCGGCCAGCGACCAGUCGGCGUUCGCGCACUUCGAGGCCGAGAAGAAGGCGGCGGCGGCGGAGGUGGAACGCGAGGCGGUGGAGGCGCGGCGCCCCGCGACGACGAGGGAGCCGCCGCGCGUGUGGCUCCGCGUGGCCGACGAGGACCCGGAGCCGGAGGAGUUCGACGACGAGGCGGAUGAUGAUGAGCCGGAGAUGGACGACGACGACGCCGACGUCGGCGCCGGCGAGGUGGACGCGCGCGCCGACGACUUCAUCAACAACUUCCGCCACCAGCUCAAGCUGCAGCGCAUCGACUCCUACCUCCGCCACCGCGACAUGCUCCGCCGCGGCCACGCCGCCGCCGCCGCCGCCGCGGUGGGCAGCGACUUGUGAGACGCGUGUGAUUUCCAGCAAUCCGAGGGGGCUAGCCGCAAAACUGCUGAUAAAAAAAAGAAGAAGAGAAAUACAGGGAGAGGAGGAAGAACUCGAGAGAGAAAAAAAUGGUAGUUUCUUUCUUUCUCCCCAUCUCUUCUGUUUUGGUUUAUUUUCUUUUUUUUUCUCCUUUCAAAAUGCUUAGUAGUAGUAUAAUAUUAUCGUAGCAUCCGACUUUUUGGAUAGAAUCUUGUGUAAUGCAGCACCAUAUCAUGUGAAAAUUUCAUCCUCAUAAGAGAUUUGGAUAAGGAUUAAUCUGGCAAUUAUGUUUCUGUAAUUAAAUUUCUUGCAAAUGGCACA